CAAGGCUCUCAGCAAGCCAGCCUGCAAUGUUGAGCUGGGAGCUGCGUUUGCUGUGCCCCGGAUUCUCCAUCCGUGGGGCUCCCAGCCAAUCACCUCCAAGGAAGAGAUAUCGCUUAUCAACCACACAUCACACACGGAGUGGAUUUCCUGCGACCUCAAUAUUUCUUUCAUCGCACCGCACCGCAGGACAACAUCAAGGUCCUUUCACGGUCCACGCCUAAUCAGCGUUACCUGCCCGGUUUGUCGUGAGACACAUUUUGACACCGAACACUCAAUGGCUUGUACAUACCAGAUAUUAUUGAUCUCGCUUUCGUACAACAUGCAGUCCCUCACGAAACAAUAACACAAUUACCCUCUCACUUGACACCGUUGAUCUUUAAACCCAGUCCUAGGUCAAUGCCCGAUUCUGAAUUAUACCAUUGCCCUUCUCCUGUCUUGAAAGACCCACAUCAUGCCUGCCUCACGUGAGACAUCGCCCGAGAACGACGUCUUGUCCAUGUUCACCGAGAUAGUUCCAGUACGGGACAAUAAGCAAGCCGCAACCACAUCCAUCACAUUUGGCCAUCUACUCCCUCCUACGACGCCCCUCGUAUUGCACGAAGACCUCCAGCAAGGCUGUGGAGGCCAACUAUGGCCUGCGGGCAUGGUCUUGUCAAAAUAUAUACUACAGAACCACAGCACAUGUCUUCGGGGGAAGAAGAUCGCGGAGAUUGGUGCAGGAGGAGGCCUCGUGGGAUUGGCAGUCGCGCUUGGGUGCGAGAUGGACGCUGGACAGAAGAUUUACAUCACCGAUCAAGUGCCCAUGCUGGCUCUCAUGGAAAAGAACAUUUUAUUGAACAAUUUGCAGGACAAAGUUCAAGCCAUGGUCUAUGACUGGGGGACACCACCCCCUGCCGAACUGGUCGCAGCAGCACAAUGGCCGGAUGUUGUCCUCGCGGCUGACUGCGUCUAUUUUGAGCCAGCCUUUCCGCUACUACUUCAUACCCUGACGGAUUUGAUCGGUCCCCAAACCACGUGCUUCUUUUGCUUCAAGAAACGGCGCAAGGCCGACAUGCGUUUCAUUCGAGACAUGAUCAAGAAGUUUGCUGUGACGCAGGUCGAGUAUGACGACAAGGAGCAGGACCAGAGACAUGGAAUUUUCCUCUAUCGGGUGACCAGGGCGCCGACCACCGGACGCUGAUAGGCUCAUAGACAUGCAUGCUACGACUUGUUCCACGCCUACUAUUGCAAAGUCUCUUGAUGUGUACAGAGCAACUUAUGGGACGGAGGAAGAGAAUAAAGCCAUGCACGAGAUUUGAGAAAUCGAGUCGUUUUUUAUUCUUGUCUGGGAUUCAGGGUAUCGUAGUCGUACAGAUUAUGGAAACAAAAGAAAUGUUGGGAUGGUGCAUCCAAUCCAUGACGCCGUGGCUCUCGGCUCGAGGUGAAGCUUCCAUUCGGAUCUUUGAUAAUGGUACAAAUGGUACAAAUCAACGCGGAUCAAAACAAGUCGGCCAUAUUAACAUAUUUCUCUCGAUUUCGCCAGGCUGGAUGUAGAGAUUCGGACCAAUAGUCCCAUCGGACCGAGG
Exophiala mesophila is the source of this 1565-nucleotide messenger RNA. RefSeq lists its product as uncharacterized. The coding region runs from base 452 to 1180 and encodes 242 amino acids. Lineage: Eukaryota; Fungi; Ascomycota; Eurotiomycetes; Chaetothyriales; Herpotrichiellaceae. The transcript has a single exon. The record is from RefSeq and is a predicted model, not a curated record.